Messenger RNA from Hyaloscypha bicolor E, 1682 nucleotides. RefSeq names its product SET domain-containing protein. The transcript is spliced from 3 exons. Bases 1 to 1662 code for a protein of 553 amino acids. Lineage: Eukaryota; Fungi; Ascomycota; Leotiomycetes; Helotiales; Hyaloscyphaceae. The record is from RefSeq and is a predicted model, not a curated record. Gene Ontology annotation, molecular function: protein binding.
AUGCCGAGCACGACAGGCAAUCCCCUAUACGCCUUGCAGGAUGUUCCAGGGAAAGGAAAAGGUCUCGUCGCAAUCGAAAAGAUCUUCAAGGGCACGCGAAUUCUUUCCGAAGAGCCCAUUAUUACAAUACCUCGCAAUGAACUAAACAGUGAACGGCUACGGACAACUAUUAGCCAGCAAAUUGAUGCCCUCAGCGAACACCAGCGGCAAGGAUUCCUCUCCAUGCACAGCAUCUACCCAUAUGGGAACACUGCUGAGCAGUAUCUCGGCAUCCUUCGGACAAACACCCUCCCGAUUGAUACUGAUGAAAGUGGAGGGGGAAUCUUCCUCGAAGCAUGCCGCAUCAACCACGCCUGUGAUAACAACGCACAGAAGGGCUGGAACGAGAAUACAAUGACACACACAGUCCAUGCUUUGAGAGACAUUAACAAAGGCGAAGAGAUCACGAUAACCUACAUAGUCGUUCUCAGGGACCGCAAAGCCCGACGUGAAGCUCUUCAGGCAAAGUUCGACUUUGAAUGUUUAUGCCCUCUCUGCUCCCUACCGCUAGAGCAGAGCCAGGAAAGCGAUAGGAGAUUGGAUGAGAUUCAUUGCUUGGAUGGUGUCAUCGACCAACUCGGCACAGAGGGGGUUUUGUCAUCCCCCCUCCGGACCCUCCGCUACUUUGAUCAACAGGUUCUUCUCUAUAACGAGCAAGGAAGAGAGGACGUUGGUUUAGCGCAGGCCUAUGUCAACGCCGCUCAGAUUGCCAUCGCUAAUAGCGACUUGGCAAGAGGACGCAUCUUCGCGGAGAGGGCGGUAUCUGUGUGGAGGACAGCCCUAGGCGGCGACAGCACACAAGCGAUCGAGAACGGAACUAUAGCACGGGAUCCCUCUAAGUACAUUCUAUAUGGAGUUUCAAAGAAGUGGAGGACGACAGAAGAUGAAGCCCCAAGCGGACUUGAAUCGAGCGACUUCGAAGACUGGCUUUGGAGGAGGGAGAAACCAAAAAUCCUUGGACAGCUGGCGAAUCUGCGGAGCCGCGCGACCUUCCCAGGGUUCAUUGACCUACCCGACGAGAACGACGUUGACCCAGAGUUCUAUGAGAGCAGCCACACGGGUCGUUACCGACCACGGCGCCAUUGGUGCUUCUUAGGCGAGAUUGUGGAUUUCACCACACUCCUGCGUCUGCAGAUGGAGAUCAAGGAUGUCGACGGUACAACCAUUCCACUAUAUUUCUAUACCGAUAGUCGAGGUAGUGAGCUGGUACCUGCACAGGUUCAAAAGGGGUACACGGUCGCCAUUCUCUACGCAGAGCGUCACGCAUUUAUGUUUUGCGAGCCCGGCAUCCGCCAUGAGGAUCCUCAGAUGAUCAAGAUCUUUCCACUAUCACUGCAUAAAUUGCUGGUUUUAAACGACCAGGUCCAACAGUUCUCAACAGAGCUUGAUGGUAUCAGAAUGUGUCACGGGUGCGGUAAAAAGGCAGCCUCUCUGCAUCGGUGCAGCAAGUGUUCGUCUUUCUGGUAUUGCGGCAGGGCCUGUCAGGUAGCUGGCUGGAACGAGAAAGGCCACAAGUCUGAUUGCAAGUUCCUCAAAGAUCCCGAUUUGCGAGAAUUGUUCGUUCUCAAAUGGGACGAAUUUGAUAACCAUAUUCGAUUUCCUCUCCACGCUACAAAGGACUAGUUGGGCUUCGCGAUGCUGUG